CAUUUUGGAGAAUGCAAUCUUCUUAAUUCUGCGAAAUCUCGCGAUGCAGCGAGAUUCUCCGAGAUGACAGGAAAAGCGGCCAUUUUAAAAUCGUGAAAGUUUCCGCGGGCAGCAAAAUCACUUUCAGUUUUAGCACAAGUUCUGUUUUUCCGGUCCUGACUCCGGUGACAAUUGAUGCAACUAUCCUAAGAAUAAUAUGACAAACGCAGGGAAGUCUUUGACGUCUCUGAGGCAACGCUGAAUACUCGCAACUCGAUCUGAGGAGUUGUUAGUGGCAAGAUGGCUGGGCAAGGCAGUUUGUUCAGCAUUGGUGAUGAUGACUUGGAUCUUGGAGAUGAGGACUUCCUACUAGCAGAGGCAGCUAGUAUGGCUCCUACCACAGCCCCAGCCAACUCUACCAACUCCAGACCUUCACUUCAGCAGAACAACAACACAAAAACUACAAUCAAUAAGAAGAGUCCAACUUCAGACCAACUUCCCCUGACUAACUCCUCUGUCAACUCAUCCUUCCUUGGGUCCUUUGAUGAUGACUUUGGUGAUGACAAUAUCGGAUCGUUUUUGACCAAAAGACGAUCAAGUGACUCCCCUGUGCUUGGAGUUCAGCCGCCAAAAAAACAGACAAAAACCUCAAAUAGUCCCUCAGAAAACAAUGCUGCCAAAGUCAGCAGUACACUGCAAGGUAGGGAACAAAAGAUAGGAGGCAUUACAUUCAACAAUGUAGAUGGACCUUCCGUGCAAGGGAGAUCCCAGCUGCAGGCUAUUCUGAACAAAAUACAAGGACUCAGUUCUUCAAGCAAUCAAACCCAGCUGCAGAGUGGCAGUGGUCUGAGAAUGCCUGUUGCAGACUCCACACAGUCACCAGCAGGCAAGACAUCCAAGCCAGGAAAAUUUGUCUUCAAACCUGUCAAUAAAACUUCACCCAACAGUCCUUCUGUACCUAGUGGAGCUGGGUUUACUCUGAGGCCAAACAAUGUUUUCAAUGCAAAUGGUGGAAGGGUUAGUGCAGUAUCUCCCAAUAUGGGAGGUAGUCCUCUGUUAACAAGCGGUGUACAGAAGAGCCCUACGGAUAACCACAAUGGAGAGAGUCCUGGAGCUACAGGGCGACUUUCACGUCUGCUUGGAGGAACCUCUAACAACAGUAAUAGUACAAAGGAUGGGUUUGGGCAAGGUGGCAAUGAUAUGGCGGAACUAAGCAAGGGAAACUCACUUUCUAAAGUAGGCAGUACAUACAGUGUGAGUACUCAACUUCGAACACCUACAGUGAGCGAUGCAGGAGACACCUCCAGCUCCUCUCAGUUGAGAAACUCUGCAUCUUUGCAAAAUAGACCUGCAAGUAAAGGACACGUGUUUGGGAGCAAAGUUAACAAUAGCCAGCAACUUAGAGUUCCAGAGGCAAACAAUGACAGUCUUCCUUCAACUGUGAGCUCAGGGUUAAUGCAGUGUAACCCAGGAAUACAGACUACCAGAGGGUUGAGGAACCCAGCGGAUACCCAGUUUAACUCAAGUGGAAUAAGGAAUACUAUGGGUAGUACUGAAGGAAUACAGAAUGCUAUGGGCAGCAAGGGAACUUUAGGUACAAGUCAAUCUAUGCAACCAAGAUUUACCCAAGCCAGGCCAAGGUUGCCACAAAGAGGAGGCCACAGCUUUGCCCCACGCACAGGGAACAUUUCCUCUACUCCGCGGCACACAGGACAGUACAGCACACCAAGGGUUCCACAGCCUGCUGGGAUGGUGGCUCCCAGAAUGCAGCAGACACCAAGAUUUCAGCAGACUCCCAGGAUGCAGUAUACUCCCACAAUGCACCAGACUCCCAGAAUGCCCCAGGGCAGAGGAGGACCCAUCAGACAGAGGUCGCCCAACGGUCCCAGUUCUGGGCUCUACAACUCUAGCUUUGGGCAGAACACUCUGUCAGAGCAGCAAGGACAGACAGGUUCUCCAGGCAGUUUCCUGUCCCCCCAGACCCCAGUGUGUACCUCCAGACUGCUGAAGCUGUGUAACGCCUCCAAACCUAAGGACCUCACACCCAGGGUCAAGAAGAGAAAGUUUCCAGGGCCUGCUGGAAUUCUGCCUAAACUGUCUGAAGAUAAACAGUUGGAUGAUGUUGCCGUAGCAACUCCACAGACCCCAUCUCACAGUGCCAUGGCCAGGAAGCCUAAAGAUGAGGACCUUUCAAGCUCUCAACUGUCCCAGGAAGAUCCCAGGAGAGGAUCAUGGGAUACCAUGAAGAAGGAACUGGGUCUCCAUGAGGACAACUCCAGUUGCAUCCUGGGUAAAAACAACAUUGCCCUGGUUCUACGGAGGGCCAGCUUAAAGCUUUUGCCACAAGGGAAGGUGCCACAGCUCUGUGUUUGGGUGAAGCUGCUGUCAUUGGAUGGGAGGAAUGGAAGUGUUGUCUUCAGAGAUCACACAGGUGAGAUGCAGGGUACCAUACACCAGAAGGUGCUGGAGGAGUACCCCUCAGACAUCAAGGUUGGGACAACUCUGGUGCUCAGACAGGUUGGAGUCUUCAGUCCAUCUGCCAGAAACCACUACCUGAACAUCACCCUUAACAACAUCGUCCAGGUCUACCCCCCUGGGACCAAAUCUGGUAUAACCUCCACCCCCUCCAGCCAGGACUCACCCGAGCUGAACCUGUCCCCGGCCCCCUCCUGGCUCAAGUUUCAGGACACAAGCCCGACCUGUACAAGGGGUGUGGUUUCUCAACGAACUUCAACAACUAGGGGGGACACACAGAACACAAGACAACAUGUGCAACAAGUACCAUUGAGCAGUGCAGUGGUACAGAAUACAACUACUGUGGGGAUCGGUGACACACAGAAGACAAGACAACAUGUGCAACAGUCACUGUUGAGUAGUGCAUUGGGACAGAAUACAGCACAGGUAUCCAACGUGGUGGCUUCUGGAGCUACUGGCAAUCCUACAAACACUGGAUCUGAUGGCGGCAAGCAGCAGCAAAAUGUGGAUGAGCUUUGGGGUGAAGACAAUCUGGAUGAGCUUCUAGAGGACAUAGGAGAGGAAAUGUUUGGAGACUUCUGAAGACAAAGUUGUGGAAUGUGAUGCUAUUUCACAACACUGUGUACUGCGUAGUCUUGAUACAUGUACUGCCUUGCAUUAAAUCAGCAGAAAUUUACUUACUUGUGAUAAUGAAAUGCAAGUAGCUUGAAAUGAAAAGCUUCGAAGAGAAUGACCAUAAUUUGAGUAAAUGUCAGAACAAAACAUUAUAAAUACAAGAAUGUUUCAACAUUGAUUUUGGGAUGACUGUAUUUACAACAGACGAUUUUUAGAAGGCUGGUGAUACGUUGAAGAUGUUAUAAAGUCUGAUUGCAUUCAAAGAGACAAGAAAAUUGGAGGCCAUGUGCAACUUAAAUUAGAAGUAGGAAAUGUAUAUAUGGAUGAACAUGACAUCAUUGUCACCCAAAUGUACCUUGUACAAUGUAAUAAUUUGUGUCGGUGGCUCAACCCUA
Messenger RNA from Branchiostoma floridae (Florida lancelet), 3464 nucleotides. RefSeq lists its product as uncharacterized. Lineage: Eukaryota; Metazoa; Chordata; Leptocardii; Amphioxiformes; Branchiostomatidae. Bases 280 to 3036 code for a protein of 918 amino acids. Gene Ontology annotation, biological process: recombinational repair. The record is from RefSeq and is a predicted model, not a curated record. The transcript has 10 exons.